GCUCUUUUGUGAGUGAUAGAUUAGACAGUGUUUUUGUUUGUACACACACAACAGAGAAAUGAAGUGUGAGUGACCCGAUUUCAAUUUUCAAACCCAAGAUCUCUUCUUUUUCUUUUCUUUCUUUCUUCUUCCCAAUUUGUGUAACUGGGGUUGUACAAAUAGAGCUUAUAUCUUUGUCUUGUUCACGCUAAAAAGUAAGAGAGAGAGAGAGAGAGAGAUUCCACCAUUUGUGGCCUCUAUUUGUUAGUCCCUUCAAAUUAAUUCAUUCAAUCAUGCCUAAAGGUGCAAAAAAGAGAAAAGCCGCCAAGAAAAAGAAGGAACAAGAAAACAACACCAACCCUUCUACUUCCACCAACAACCCUCAAGGAGAGCAUGAAUUGAAGUCUCAAGAUGAGAAAGGAAGUGAUGGUGGUUCUCCUUCGUAUCAUAACCAUGAUGAUCAAAAUCAAUUCAAUGAAGGUAGUGAAGAUAUGGAGGAGAGUGAUCCAUCAGCUGAUGUUGCCAAGUCCUUGGAAGAAGUCCCUAAUGACGGUAAGAUCGACGAAGUCGAAGGUGGAAAGGAAAAUGUUGUUGUGAUAGAGUGGGAUUCGAAAUCCGAUGAGAGUUGUGAGAACAAAGAUGUGAGUGUUUUGCAAAUUGAGUCUGCCAAGGAAUCCAAUCGUGUGAAUGAGAGUUCUGGAGGUUCGAUUGAUGAAAUUAAAACCGGUACUGCGGAGAACUCAAAGGAUGAGUCCUGUAAUAAUUAUGUGGAAGAAAUAGCUGUAUUUGAUGAGGGGAUUAAUUCGGUAAAGAAGAGUGUUGAUUCAGUUGUAGAAUCUUCUGCUGAUUCGGUUAAUGCUGUGACCUCUGUCUCCGAGAUGCAACGCGGAGAUACUGGAAAUGUUUUACUAGACAAAUCAGUGGACUCUCGAAUAAUGGAAUCUGUUCCCGCUGUGAAGAUAAAUGAGGAUGUUAGAACAUUGAGUUUGGAGGAACCUGAGACGAGGGAAUCCGAGAGUAAAGUAUCAUCAUCAGUGUCUCAGGGUCAUGUCCGAAAAUCUACUAAUGGUGCAGAACAUGUUAAAGAUUCCAACACUGCUGAAUGCUCUGAAAUUCAGCCUCAGGUAGUAUUGACUCCACAUGUGGUGCAUAAGACGUCUUGGUUGAGUUGCUGUGGCCUGUUUGAUGUUCUGUCAGGCUCUAACAGAUAAAUUCAGAAAUGCAUGCACGAGGAUAUCCAUUGAUGUGUCAAGCAUGUGAAGACUUAGGACAUGGUUCAGAAAAUUUUGUGAUACAUUGAUGAAUAUGUGUUGUUUAUGAAUUUUCCAAACAAAUAAUGGGAAACAAGCCCAACUAUAUGAGAUUUAUUAUAUACAGUGAGGUUUGGUGUAGUAAUUGUGUUAGCAACAGUUUCAACUCAAUAUCUUUGUUUUCAAAACUUUUCAAACUACACUUUUAUUAAACCUACCAUUAUUAUUA
Molecule: messenger RNA, 1458 nt
Organism: Cicer arietinum (chickpea)
Lineage: Eukaryota; Viridiplantae; Streptophyta; Magnoliopsida; Fabales; Fabaceae
Source: RefSeq, a predicted model, not a curated record